CACCCCCGUGGUCUUAGCCUGCUGUCACUCCCCUUCUCCGCCUGUUGCCCGCCGCCGCCGAACCUGUUCUUUUCUCCGUCCUUCCGCAGCAUCCCGAAGACCCGAGGAAUCCACCCCUUUCCCUGUCACGGUCCCACAAAUUCUUAGUUGGACAAAUGUCCUUUGGAACACUUUUCCUGGGCUUUUGACCACGGGAAUGUUUGGGUAUGAACAGCUCCUCCUCGGCAACUUGCUGCGGUGGUAAUGAAGAGACGAGUGGCUUUGAAACGUAUGCUGAAUUUUAAUGUUCCUCAUGUUAAAAACAACACUGGAGAGCCAGUAUGGAAGGUGCUCAUUUUUGACAGAUUUGGCCAAGAUAUCAUCUCUCCCCUGCUGUCUGUGAAGGAAUUGAGAGACAUGGGAAUCACUUUGCAUCUGCUUUUGCACUCUGAUCGGGACCCCAUACCUGAUGUCCCAGCAGUUUACUUUGUAAUGCCAACAGAAGAAAAUAUUGACAGAAUGUGCCAGGAUCUUCGAAAUCAACUCUAUGAAUCUUAUUAUUUAAAUUUUAUUUCUGCUAUUUCAAGAAGCAAACUGGAAGAUAUUGCAAAUGCUGCCUUAGCAGCCAGUGCAGUCACACAAGUGGCAAAGGUUUUUGAUCAAUAUCUCAAUUUCAUUACUUUGGAAGAUGAUAUGUUUGUACUAUGCAAUCAAAAUAAGGAGCUUGUCUCUUAUCGUGCCAUUAAUAGACCAGAUAUCACAGACACAGAAAUGGAGACCAUUAUGGACACUAUUGUUGAUAGCCUCUUUUGCUUUUUUGUUACACUUGGUGCUGUUCCUAUAAUCAGAUGUUCGAGAGGAACAGCAGCAGAAAUGGUGGCAGUGAAACUAGAUAAGAAACUUCGAGAAAAUUUAAGAGAUGCAAGAAAUAGCCUUUUUACUGGUGAUACACUUGGAGCUGGCCAGUUCAGCUUCCAAAGGCCUUUAUUAGUCCUUGUUGACAGGAACAUAGAUUUGGCUACUCCUUUACACCAUACUUGGACAUACCAAGCCUUGGUGCAUGAUGUUCUGGACUUUCACUUAAAUCGAGUCAAUUUGGAAGAAUCUUCUGGAGUAGAAAAUUCUCCAGCUGGUGCUAGACCUAAGAGAAAAAACAAGAAGUCCUAUGAUUUAACAGCAGUUGAUAAAUUUUGGCAAAAGCAUAAAGGCAGUCCUUUCCCAGAAGUUGCAGAAUCUGUUCAACAAGAAUUAGAAUCCUACAGAGCCCAGGAAGAUGAAGUCAAACGACUUAAAAGCAUUAUGGGAUUAGAAGGAGAAGAUGAAGGAGCUAUAAGUAUGCUUUCAGACAAUACAGCCAAGUUAACUUCAGCUGUUAGUUCUCUCCCAGAACUUCUUGAAAAGAAGAGGCUCAUUGAUCUUCAUACUAAUGUUGCCACUGCUGUUUUAGAACAUAUAAAGACUCGAAAACUAGAUGUAUAUUUUGAAUAUGAAGAAAAAAUAAUGAGCAAGACCACUCUGGACAAAUCUCUUCUGGACAUGAUUUCUGACCCUGAUGCAGGAACUCCAGAAGAUAAAAUGAGACUGUUCCUUAUCUAUUACAUAAGUGCACAGCAAGCUCCCUCUGAGGCUGACUUGGAACAAUACAAAAAGGCUCUGACUGAUGCAGGAUGCAACCUCACUCCCUUGCAAUAUAUCAAACAAUGGAAGGCUUUUGCCAAGAUGGCUUCAGCUCCAACCAGCUAUGGAAAUACUGCCACUAAACCAAUGGGUCUCUUAUCACGUGUCAUGAACACAGGGUCACAAUUUGUGAUGGAAGGAGUGAAGAACUUAGUGUUGAAACAACAAAAUCUACCAGUUACUCGUAUUCUAGACAGUCUCAUGGAAAUGAAGUCAAAUCCUGAGACUGAUGACUAUAGAUAUUUUGAUCCCAAAAUGCUGCGGGGCAGUGAUAGCUCAGUUCCAAGAAACAAAAAUCCAUUCCAGGAGGCAAUUGUUUUUGUGGUGGGAGGUGGCAACUAUAUUGAAUAUCAAAAUCUUGUUGACUACAUAAAGGGCAAACAAGGCAAGCAUGUCUUAUAUGGCUGCAGUGAGCUUUUCAAUGCUACACAGUUUAUAAAACAGGUAAAGUUUUAUGUUGUAGGUAAUUUUCUGACUUAUUUUUUAUUAGCCUAUUACUGGUUCUUUUUUUAGGAUUUGUUCAACUGAGUUGACUGAAAGGAUAAUUAAAGUACAUAAUUAUAUUGAUAGUACAAUGAGAUUUAAAAUCAUUUUGUCUACCUAGGUAAAUAUUUUAUUUACUCUUUUACUUCUUUGUUAGGCAGAAUUCCAUUUCAUUGUUUCUCAUUUGAGGUGCCUGUAUUUCUGCUUUUACCAAGCUUCUCAUUUACUCUUGAUUUUUGCUGCUAAGGAAAUUCAUCCCUGAGAAAGUUGUUUCUGCCUAAAGGCCACACUGCAAGAUAAUGGUACCACUGAAGCUAAAGGUUCUGAAUGACCAAGCCUAAUCAGUGAUGAGCAGUAACUCAGAAGACUGAUUAUUCAUUCUGAAACAUUGAGUCAUAGUUUUUCCUGUGUAAAUAAUCAUUUCCUUUGAUUUAUAUGAAACACUAAAUUCAAGAUGAAUAAAGAAAAGUAUGUUUUCAUAUAUAUAAAUGUGUACAUUUUCACCUUGACUUAAUGUUAACUUUUUUAGCUGGGUCAUGCAGUGAUUAGGAGUCAAGGAGACUGGAGUUUCAAAUCAGUCCUCAGACAUUAUUAGCAUUGUGACCCUGGGAAAGUCACCUAACUAACUAACCUCUGUCUGCCAUGAUUUUUUCAACUAUAAAAAGAGAAUAAUGCUAAUACGACCUACUUCCCAGGGUUGUGAGAAUCAAAGGAGAUAACAUAAGGGCUGAUACCUAAUAUGUAUUUAGUAAGUGCUUAUUUUCUUCCUAGUCUCAAGAUUGCCAUUUUCAUAAGCUCAAUUUGAAUACAGUGACAUUUCUUUUCGUGACCAUAAUAUGUUCUGUACAAAUGAACAGUCGUAAACAGCACUGUUGUAUAAUUUAUGGUGAGAGAGGGAAGAGAAGAUAAAUUUUGUGUUUCCUUGAACAAUUUGUCUAUUCAUUGUUUGAAUAAUGAAUCUAAGAAUUUAAAAUGUCUAAGAUUGAUGCUAUGUUUUCUCCCAAGCUGUCCUUACUUGGACAAAAGUAGCCCAGAAGAACUUCAAUAUCUGAAUCCAUUUGGAGCUUGGACAAAGUGUAAAAAGAAGUCAGAAGAGCCAGAUGCUUCCCUGUCAUAGCAUUAAAACUUAUACUGUUCCAUUAAUUUGAUAAUUUUUAACAGAAUACUGUACUUAAUAUAAUGUAUACUGAUUUAAAAAUAUUUCAGAAAUAAAACAUUAAAGCCA
This is a messenger RNA of Monodelphis domestica (gray short-tailed opossum), 3364 nucleotides long. The record is from RefSeq and is a predicted model, not a curated record. NCBI's taxonomy places the organism in Eukaryota, Metazoa, Chordata, Mammalia, Didelphimorphia, Didelphidae.